Molecule: messenger RNA, 981 nt
Organism: Cyphomyrmex costatus
Lineage: Eukaryota; Metazoa; Arthropoda; Insecta; Hymenoptera; Formicidae
Product: DDB1- and CUL4-associated factor 8
Exons: 6
Coding region: 1-981 (326 amino acids)
Cellular component (GO): cytoplasm; Cul4-RING E3 ubiquitin ligase complex
Molecular function (GO): protein binding
Source: RefSeq, a predicted model, not a curated record
AUGUUAUCGGAUAAUUUAGAAACAACGAAACCGCCUCCUAAUUGGUCCAUUGUGCAGGAAGUAAUAAAUCGACAAAUAGGUAGUAAUCUAUUAUUCCAAAGAAGAUUUUAUAGUUCUUUACAUGCAGUAAAUCGACUGGAGUUUAAGUACAAACUCCAUGACAUUGAGGAAGUGAGUGCCUUAAGUUUCAAUCAAAAUGGAAACUUAUUAGCAAGAGCCAAUCCACUGACAGUUUCUAUUUGGGAUUGGGCUGCAAGGAAAAAGCGUUGUUCCAGCCGCUGUCCCAAUUACCGCCUAACCGAGGCCAAAUGGCUGCCUCUAGACGUAGAAAAAUUUAUGGUCACUCGUAGUUUCUUUGGUGGAAUACAUUUAUUAGAUCUUGAAUACAACUCAUGGAAAUUGUUGCACGUUGAAGAUUCACACUUUCCUGAUCCGGUACAACAUUUUAUGAAUGACAGGUCAUUGGCUGUGCAUCCUGAAAUACCCUAUGUCGUGUUUUCUGCUGGAUUCGGCUCGAUUUCAUCCAUAGAUAUCCGGGAGGAUACACCAAAAUUGCGCUAUAUAAAGAGAUGUCGAAAUAGUUGUUUAACAAGUAUACAUUGUAAUCCUUCUAAUAGUAAUGAAUUUUGUGUCUGCGAUAAUCUUUCCACAUGCGUAAGGGUGUAUGAUCAGCGAAAAAUUUCGAAACCACUUUAUAAAUUGUGGAUCACCAAGUAUGACAAGGCGGAUUAUGCAGAUAUCGCCAUGUAUAAUCACGAUGGGACAGAGAUUCUAACAUUGUGUAAAUCUUCCAUAUUAUUAUUUGAUAAAUCAAUGUGGUCGUGUGAAGGAAAUUCGAAUCCGACAUUAUUUGAUCGCUAUCAAUUUAGUGAUUCUGUACCUGGUGUACCUGAUGAGAUAGACGAGGGACGUUAUUCUGAAUGUGUGGAGUCAUCAUUGCUUAGGUCAUCCCCAUAUUCCUAUUCUUGCAACGGCAAGUAA